This is a messenger RNA of Myxocyprinus asiaticus (Chinese sucker), 1810 nucleotides long. RefSeq names its product beta-1,3-galactosyltransferase 1. Bases 341 to 1333 code for a protein of 330 amino acids. The transcript is spliced from 3 exons. NCBI's taxonomy places the organism in Eukaryota, Metazoa, Chordata, Actinopteri, Cypriniformes, Catostomidae. The record is from RefSeq and is a predicted model, not a curated record. Gene Ontology annotation, cellular component: membrane. Gene Ontology annotation, molecular function: N-acetyl-beta-D-glucosaminide beta-(1,3)-galactosyltransferase activity.
GCUAAUCCUUACGUCAUUGGACUGAUUGAUAAAUUAAAAAGGCGAGAUGAUGGAUCCUAUAAUCUGAAUUUAUAAUGAUAAAUGUGGAACAUGCCGAAGAGCGAAGGGAGAAUUCAAAACUCUGUGAUAAAUUCCCUCCAUUUUCAGACGAAGCGGAGACACAGCAAAUCAGACCUGCUCUUGUUUUUUUGUUUUUUUUCAAUUGGAGCCAUUCAUUUCUAACAGUUACUGUCAAGCACCGAACAAAUGCAGCAUUCUGUAUGUAUGCCUGAGGUACCAUCACUAAUGGCUUCAAAGCCAUUCAAGAUUUACAGCUCCAAACGCACGUAAAUGCAUCAUAAUGCCUUCAAAAGUGUCGUGCCUCUACGUGUUGACAGUUGUUUGCUGGGCGAGUGCUCUGUGGUACCUCAGCAUAUCCCGUUCCACAUCAUCCUACAUCGGCCAGCUGUCCGCGCCGGCGCAUAAAACGGUGAAAGUGCUCAAGAGCAUCAACGCGACAUUCAGCAACAUCAGGACUCGUCCGUUAAACCCCCAUGCCUUUGAUUUCAUCAUUAACGAGCCUAAAAAGUGUGAAACCAAUGUGCCCUUCCUCGUUAUCCUCAUAACAACGACGCACAAGGAGUUUGACGCUCGCCAGGCCAUUCGGGAGACGUGGGGUGACGAGAGCACAUUCAGCGACCUUCGCAUCAUCACGCUGUUCCUUCUCGGACGCAGUACGGAUAGAGUUCUCAACCAGAUGGUGGAGCAAGAGAGCGAGAUCUUUCAUGACAUCGUAGUUGAGGAUUUUAUCGACUCGUACCACAAUUUGACGCUCAAAACAUUGAUGGGAAUGCGUUGGGUGGCGACCUUCUGCAACCAGGCCAAGUAUGUGAUGAAGACGGACAGCGAUAUCUUCGUCAACAUGGAUAACUUGGUGUAUAAACUCUUGAAGCCGCCUACCAAACCCAGACGGAGGUACUUCACGGGUUACGUCAUCAAUGGCGGACCCAUACGGGACAUGCGUAGUAAAUGGUACAUGCCUCGAGACCUUUAUCCAGAGAGCAAAUACCCACCGUUCUGCUCGGGCACGGGAUACGUGUUCUCCGCAGAUGUGGCAGAGUUGAUCUACAAGACUUCUUUGCACACUAGACUCUUGCAUCUCGAGGAUGUUUAUGUCGGGGUGUGUCUGAGGAAGUUGGGUAUUCACCCGUACCAGAACAGUGGCUUCAAUCACUGGAAAAUGGCUUACAGUCUCUGCAGAUACCGCAGGGUCAUAACCGUCCACCAGAUCUCGCCCGAGGAGAUGCACCGGAUCUGGAACGACAUGACCAGCAAGAAGCAUCUAAAGUGUUAGUGAAAGACGCCUGAGGACACGUUGUGUAUUUGUGCCCUUUCUUUUUAAAACCAUAAAGCAAAAGAUGUGACAAGGAGCCUUGAGACUUGCACAGCACAUACAGUAGACCUUUCUUAGAAGUACUAACAUCCUUUUGGUGCAUUUAAAGGAAUAGGCUGAUUCUCAGGAAAACUGUCAAGAAAAUGUCCUGGUCCUAUUUUACUUGAAAAUCAAAAAGAACAAGGGUAAUCAAAAAAAAAAAAAAAAAAAAAAAAAAAAAAACAGGGCCACUAUGUUUAAUUGCUCACAUCUUAAAAAUGCAUAAAGGCAUUUGCAUGAUUUUUGGUGUACUUCUAUGACUUUUUGUAAACAAAAAAAAAAAAUUUGUAAAUUGUUUGGCCCAAAAAAUGGGGACACAUUGCGAAAGAGAAGCAUCUAAGUUUGCUGCCAUUGAAAAUGUAGCUAAACAAUUUACUUAUUUAUUUGUUUGUAGCAAGU